Molecule: messenger RNA, 264 nt
Organism: Aspergillus brunneoviolaceus CBS 621.78
Lineage: Eukaryota; Fungi; Ascomycota; Eurotiomycetes; Eurotiales; Aspergillaceae
Exons: 3
Coding region: 1-264 (87 amino acids)
Source: RefSeq, a predicted model, not a curated record
AUGUUCAACCUCUUCGCCUCCACCAAGAACUCCACCCCCGCCGACGGCGCUCCCACCUGGAACCCCAACACGGCCACCAUGAUGCCCACGACCAUGCAGCAACCCUCGAGCCCCCAGGCCCCGUCCACCGAGCGCGUCGUCACCGAGCAGCCCUCCACCCAAGAACAAAUGCAGAUGAACCUCCGCGGUGGCGGCGGCGGCGGCGUGUGCUGUGGCGUUUGCGCGGGGUUGUUGUGCUUUGAGUGCUGUGAGGAGUGUUGCUAG